This is a messenger RNA of Camellia sinensis, 693 nucleotides long. Lineage: Eukaryota; Viridiplantae; Streptophyta; Magnoliopsida; Ericales; Theaceae. The record is from RefSeq and is a predicted model, not a curated record.
AUGGAUUCUGAAUGUCAACAACGUGUCCUACCUAUUGCUUCAAAUAGACGAUGUCGUGAAUUGGAUGUUGACCAUGAACGGGACGAGGGCGUGGGUGAGAACGAGGAACGAUGGCUCCUAAAGUGUCAUAAUCACUCUUCGAAGAUCCUUGCAUGGCCAUGGUGGUCAGUAGACAACAACACCAGAUUCAAAGCCAUUAUUGAGCAGUCUAGGCUACUGCAGUUAGCUCGUUACACUUAUCGGUUCGUCAACAAGCUUCUAAUCUCCAGUUUUGUUGAGAGAUGGCAACCUGAGACGAACACAUUUCAUAUGACAGUUGGUGAGAUGACCUUGACCUUGGAUGAUGUUGGCAUUAUUCUUAGCCUUCCCAUUGUUGGCAGAUCAGUUAGCGUGCUAGAUGUGAUAGAUCAUCAUGGAGUUACACUACUGGUUUAUGGCUUGGGGAUUACUGAACGUGUAGCACAUGACGAGGUUUCUACUGCUGGUGGGAAUUCAGUCAGGCUUGAGUGGUUACGAAGUCAGUUUGCUGGUGUCACAGAUUUAGACCCAGAUGAGGCUAUACAGUGCGCUGUUAGAGCUUAUUUGUUAUUUCUGUUGGGAUGUACACUCUUCAAUGACAAGAGUGGCGGUAGGGUUCCUGUUGUUUACCUUGGUUUUUUGAUGGAUUUGGGAUCCAUUCAUACUUACGCCUAG